This is a messenger RNA of Arachis stenosperma, 2025 nucleotides long. RefSeq lists its product as uncharacterized. Lineage: Eukaryota; Viridiplantae; Streptophyta; Magnoliopsida; Fabales; Fabaceae. Bases 1 to 2025 code for a protein of 674 amino acids. The transcript has a single exon. The record is from RefSeq and is a predicted model, not a curated record.
AUGCAGAUAUUCUCAGCACAUGUAAGAAAUCUAUGGAAUGAAUGGGAGAUCCGUGUGCUGGUUUUACUGAGCCUAACAUUCCAAGUCAUCCUCAUCAUAUUCGGUUCUAAGAGGAAACAUGCCAGAAGCAGCUUCAUCAGCAUAAUUGUCUGGUUAAUAUACCUCUCAGCAGAUUGGAUCGCCACAGUUUCCCUUGGAACUCUUGCCAACAACCUUGGGGACGAGAAUGGAGGAAAAGAAGAGGACAGGAACAAAAUGCUGCAGUCUCUGUGGGCACCCUUUUUGCUCUUGCAUCUCGGUGGCCCUGACACAAUAACUGCUUAUGCCUUAGAAGACAACACCUUAUGGCUAAGGCACUUGCUUGGCCUCCUUGUCCAAGCUUCGGUAGCAUUUUACAUCUUCCUAUUAUCUUGGACCACUGGCGCUUUAUCUAUCAUUACCGUGCCGGUGUUUGUCUCUGGGAUUGAAAAGUAUGCUGAGCGCACUUGGGUUCUGAGAUCAACUAGCUCUGACCAAUUUGAAGAUUCUCUAAUCUUAGCUCCAACUCCGCAGCCCCUGGAUUUGAAGCAUGUUCCACAUGAUUCUGAGCUUCAAUUCCUUCAUCAAGGGUAUUCCUUGUUUCCGAUGCUCAAGCGUCUCUAUGCAAGUCUAAGUCUUCGGUUCGCAGAAGGACAACGAAACUACUCCUUGAUGGUAAAGAAGAACGAAAAGGAUGAAAUUAUCGAUGUCCUACAACAGAGUUAUCGUGCUUUUAAGUUGGUUGAGGUCCAACUAUCAUUUCUUUAUGAUGUUUUGUAUACCAAGGCUCCUGUAAUUUAUUCUCUACCUGGCCUCGUCUUUCGAUCCAUCAGCAUCUUCUCUAUUGUGUCUGCUUUGGUAGCAUUUGUUGUCUUUGUUGACACUAAUCACUUGUCAAAGGUUGAUGUUUGCAUAACAUAUGCCUUAUUUGUUGGUGCCGUUUCACUUGAGCUUUAUGCAUUUAUUUCGCUCAUUCUUUCGGACUGGACUAUGCGAUGGCUAACCAAGAAGAAAAGCUCACUGCAGAGCUUCAUAAUAUGUUGGGCUUCGCAUCAAGGUCGAAAGAGGUGGUCAGGUUGCAUGUCUCAACACAACUUACUGAGCUUUUGCAUGAAGAAGAGGGUAGCAAACUUUAUUGGAAUUGACUUGAUUUUCAGAAUCUACCUUGGGAUUGAAUUGUACUGGCAAAGGCAAUGGAAGCAAGUAGAUAACAAUUUGAAGAAGCUAAUCUUUCAAGAAAUCGAAGAAAGACACAAGGAAUACGAUGAGAGUAGAUUCGACUAUAACCAUCUCAAGGAAUUGCUCUCAUAUAGGGGUAAUCAUGCUCUCACCAAAAGUAAUUGUUUUGAUCAGAUUGGUUGGAGUGUAGAGGUUGAAUUUGGUCACAGCCUCCUCAUUUGGCACAUAGCAACUGAUAUAUGCUAUGAUGCUGCUUCAGAAGAUGAUAAGAACAACAACUACAAUUGCAAAGCGAGCAAGAGUUUAUCGGAUUACAUGCUGUAUGUUCUACUAAUGCGUCCAUUCUUGCUGCCUAAAUGGAUAGACAGGAUCACCCAUGUUCGAGAUUCAUUUAGGGAAGCCAUAAGGAUAUUGCAGCGAAAGCAGUUUCCGGUAAAAAAUUAUGCAGAUGCUUCCAGAAUGCUGAUCCAAAUGUAUAGACAGAGUUAUCAGCCGCUCAAAAAUCAAAGAGGAGACAAGAGUGGCAAGUCUGUGCUGAUUGAGGGCUGCCGUCUUGCUUUGCAGUUACAGGAUCUUGGAUGUUCAUGGGAAAUGAUUUGUAAAGUGUGGAUAGAGAUGUUGACUUAUGCUGCAAGUAACUGCGAAUGGGGUUCACACGCGCAGCAGCUUCGAAGGGGAGGAGAAUUGCUCACACAUGUUUGUCUUCUCAUGGCGGAUCUUGGCUUAAACCAACAAUUUGAUAUUGGAAGGAAGGGGCUUCAUAAAGAAAGCCAAACUGAUGGAUGGGGAUGGGUCAAAUGUAAAAUUAUUGAUCCUUAUGGAUACUAG